This is a messenger RNA of Fusarium keratoplasticum, 687 nucleotides long. RefSeq lists its product as uncharacterized. The transcript has 2 exons. The coding region runs from base 1 to 687 and encodes 228 amino acids. NCBI's taxonomy places the organism in Eukaryota, Fungi, Ascomycota, Sordariomycetes, Hypocreales, Nectriaceae. The record is from RefSeq and is a predicted model, not a curated record.
AUGGCUUCUCCCUUGAUCCCGAGAACUAUAUUCAUCCGGUCGCUACGAGAAUCUAGUUAUUCAUUACCAGUCCGGCCCGAGUUUCUCGUUUCUCCAUCUGCCAAGUUGGUCAAUCCUCGUGGCCAUGUCGUGAACACCGAUUCUGUCACCCAGACCUUUUCAGCGUCAGUGAUCACAGGACUGAGCGAUGAAAGAAUGCUUUCGCUCUUUACUACCGGCUUCUUUGGCGGGUUUGUCUUUGGCUUUGAGCGCUUCAUCUUACGUAUCGGGGGCUACAGGCUUCUCCCCGCCAGGUACACAGCUUUUGAACCUCCCCCUGACGCAGUAACGAUCUGGGACAAGGCCAACGUGCCCAAUACCCAUCUGCUUCCUGUCGGCAGCUGCUUUUUCGGCUCGUUCCGCUUGCUAACCAAGCACAUCGCCGCUGUUCCCUAUGUAGAAGAGCCCAGCUACGUCGACUACGGCUUUGGCUCGGACGAGUUCAUCUUUGGCGGCUGCCACCGAUUCCAGAUCACCCGCUUGCCUGUCGCAGAAAAGGAAGAAGCUCAGAUACAGAUAGAGCUGCAACAUCUCCGCUGCAAUCCACAGAAGAACCAACCCUCCUUGGCUGAGUAUAUUGAGCGCUUUCACUACAUCUAUGCCAAGAUGUUAUUUGCCAACGGAAUCCAGGCACUAUUAUCAAGAUAG